Molecule: messenger RNA, 2136 nt
Organism: Anguilla anguilla (European eel)
Lineage: Eukaryota; Metazoa; Chordata; Actinopteri; Anguilliformes; Anguillidae
Gene: sp5a
Product: Sp5 transcription factor a
Exons: 2
Coding region: 1054-2136 (360 amino acids)
Biological process (GO): regulation of transcription by RNA polymerase II
Molecular function (GO): RNA polymerase II cis-regulatory region sequence-specific DNA binding; DNA-binding transcription factor activity, RNA polymerase II-specific
Source: RefSeq, a predicted model, not a curated record
AAAAUAAUAUUUGACGAUAUUCAACUACUUUAAUUAAUCAAAAAUACAAACCAAAGGAAAAAUUGUUAAUGUAAAAUGGAACUUAUUAACUUGUUCUUAAAGCUGUAUUUCAUUUUAAGAUCUGAUUUACAGCUGAAUGGCUCUAAUGGUGACUACAGACGGGAAAGUACACAGUCAUUAGAUCAAAGGCAUCAUUAAAAGAGUUAGUUCACAACUCGGGCUGUAACACUUAAGCAGAAUAAAAAAUAGUGUUAAUUUGCAUAUUCACUAUUCCAUAUGCAUUAUAAGUCUCAGACGGUAUGAGCCCAACAGGAACUGUUCCAUAUGUGUUUUGUUUCUAUAUAUUGACAGAUGCACAAAGCCUUAUACAGUACAAAAUUUACGCAGUGCGAAACGGUGAACUUCAUGUUGAGUCACUUUUUAUUGUUUCACCAAAUACUCCUUGUUGCUUUAAAUUAUCCAGCAGCGACAUAGUAGAUGAUUUCCAUAGAUAACAAUGUCACAUUGUUGCAUAAGGCUCUGCUACAAAUCCUUAAUUACAAAAAAGGGGAUCAGAUGACUAGAGCACCGAAUACCGGGGUCUCCAGGCGGCAUGGGGGUCUUUGAUCAAGAAAAUCCAAUUAUUUGUGUAUAUACAUUUCCCACAUAGUUAUUACUUCAUUAAUUGUCCCGCCUUUAUCUCCUCCCUUCCCAUCCCCCUAAUAAUCAGUUCUUUUAUCCAGACCAACAAACACACCAUAGGAGCUUUGUGGAUUCAAAGGAUUUGCUUUCCCUUCUCAAAGAGCCGCUAUUCUUUGAUGAUUGGGCAGCGGCAAACUUCAAAGUAAUAAAUCUUAUUUCUGACUGGCUGGCGGCCCACCAAAGUCCUUAUCAAAUUCUAAGAAGUGAUCCCUCACUCUUCAGAUAGUCCAAGGAUAUCUGGAGAAGACGGAGCGCAGAAGGGAGAGAAGGGAGAGACGAUUACAUGAAGACACUUUUGGUUAUUUUACGUUUCUCUGAAAUUGUUUAAGUCUUUUUUUUUUUUUUUUUUCAAAACAAAAAAAAAAGUUGGCCAUGGCAGCAGUAGCAGUACUGCGAAACGAUGCACUCCAGGCUUUUCUCCAGGAUCGUACUCCAAACUCCUCGCCGGAGACCAAGAAUUCUCCUCUAGCACUUCUAGCGGCCACUUGUAACAGGAUUGGACAUUACCACGGAUCAAAUCCAUCCGAUUUUCUGCAAGUCCCAUAUGAGACCACCCUCGGUUCUCCUUCGCGAAUUUUCCACCCUUGGAGUAACGAAGGAAACCCACAAUGUGCUUUAUCAACAAAUUCCUCUUUGGCGCUGUCCCCCAAAUCUCAGCUGUCUGCACACAUUCAGUCCUCCUUUAAUUCUCACCACGAACUCCCUCUGACCCCGCCAGCCGAGCCUUCAUAUCCGUACGACUUCUCCCCAGUGAAGAUGCUACCAAGUUCCAUGCAAUCAUUACAAUCCAGCUGCCCUCCCACGUACGUGCCCGCUGUUACAUACGCAACGACAGCAAUUGCGCCUACAAUGACAAGUUUUGUUCCUGGACACGCUGGCCUUAUCCAUCAGCAGCCAAUGCAGUUGUCACCAAAUCCAGUAGAGGACAUUCCGUGGUGGAGCCUUCAACAAGGAAAUCCCGUCAAUCAUCCGUCAUCACUUGCUUCGCAUAGGUUCCCUCUCCAGAGGAGCUUAGUCCUGGGUCAUUCGGAAUUUGCCCAAUAUCAGACUCAAAUAGCUGCCCUCCUUCACACGAAGUCUCCCCUUGCCACUGCCCGGAGGUGUCGGAGAUGUAGGUGUCCGAAUUGCCAAUCUUCCAGCUCCAAUGACGAGCCAGGAAAAAAGAAGCAACACGUCUGUCAUAUUCCCGGGUGUGGGAAAGUUUAUGGAAAAACUUCCCAUCUCAAAGCACAUUUAAGGUGGCAUUCAGGGGAGAGACCGUUCGUAUGUAACUGGCUGUUUUGUGGCAAGAGCUUCACUCGGUCCGACGAACUCCAGAGGCACCUUAGGACACAUACAGGAGAAAAGCGCUUUGUUUGCCCGGAGUGUUGCAAAAGGUUCAUGAGGAGUGAUCAUCUGGCCAAACAUGUCAAAACGCAUCAGAACAAAAAGAGCAAACCGCACGUUAGUGAAUAG